Messenger RNA from Nerophis lumbriciformis (worm pipefish), 2317 nucleotides. RefSeq names its product ecdysoneless homolog (Drosophila) (gene ecd). Gene Ontology annotation, cellular component: nucleus. NCBI's taxonomy places the organism in Eukaryota, Metazoa, Chordata, Actinopteri, Syngnathiformes, Syngnathidae. The record is from RefSeq and is a predicted model, not a curated record.
UGUUGGACCAAAAACAUCGAGAAACGUGACGGCGACGUAAACAUAUUUAACAUCACUUUCCACAUUUAUUCAAAUAUCUUCAUCUUUAAUGAAAUAUAUGCUUACAAACGUACAGAGGGACUGAAUUCCAUUGUAACAAUGGACGAGCUGCAGAGGAGAAUGGUACAAGAAGACGCCGUCCACUACAAGCUAUUUAGGACCCGUCCUGCUGGUUCUACUGUAGACGAGCAUCCCUUCCCUCUCGUGGAGGAGAUUCUUGCAAAAGUGGCUCCUCUCUCAAUGCAAUACAUCUGGCAGAAUCAGCCGUUCAACCUCAAGUAUCAGCCAGAGGAAGGAGGUGUCCCGGCUCACAUCGGUGGCAGCACCCAGUUUGGGGACAAUGUGGAGGAUGAAUGGUUUAUUGUUUAUCUCUUGAAGCAAAUUACAAAGGCGUUUCCAGCGCUGGCUGCAAGUGUCGAGGACAAUGACGGGGAAUUUCUUCUUAUUGAAGUAGCUGACUAUCUCCCCAAGUGGAUAAAUCCAGAUACAAGCCAGAACAGGGUGUUCCUCUACCGGGGUGCAUUGUAUAUCCUGCCCUAUCCCUCGCGUUCCAGUCCGAUCGGCAUCCCAAAAGACGUGGUCCCCACUGUUCCACAAGCUCUGGCGCUGCUACUCAAGCAGCCGGAAGCCUGCCGGGCUAACAACACGAUUAGUUCGGCCCUGGAAAAGCGUCUAGAUGGAUAUCCAGAGAAGGUUGAAGCCAGUCUGCACCGUGCCCACUGCUUCAUCCCCGCAGGCGCGGCCGCCAUCUUAGCUCAGCGACCCGACCUGGUGGCGCCCGCCGUGUCUGCCUUCUACCUGCGGGACCCCGUGGACCUCCAGGCGUGUCGGAACUUCAGGAACUUCCCACCCGACGCCCGAGUCUUAACCUCGGUGACGUUGACUCGCUGCCUCUACGCUCAGCUACAGCAGCAGCACUUCAUCCCAGACCGGAGGAGCGGCUUCACCUUGCCCGCGCGCUCUAACCCUCAGUACAAAGCACACGAGCUUGGCAUGAAGUUGGCUCACGGCUUCGAGAUCCUGUGCUCAAAGUGCCAGCUCCCGUCCCCUGAAGGUACCGACUCCGUCAGUUGUAACCCUCAGUGGAAAGGAUUCAUGCAGAGUCUGAAGAGGAACGGUUACUUCCGGGGGGAGAUGGAGGGGUCGGCCCGCUACAAAGAUCUGAUGAAGUCAGCAGAAAACUUCUUCAGGCAGUCGGUCGCCUCAAAGUCCAGUGACAUGUCUCCAGGAGAGGAGCUCCUGCAGCUGCUGCGCACCUGUCCCAUCAACAUGGAUGAGCUGAGGAGACAGGAGUCACAGCUCCCCCAGGAGGACAGCGACAGCUGGCUGGAUGUCACCGCCCAGGACCUGGAGCGCAUGCUGGAGGAAAGGGGCGGAGCCAGAGCGGACGCCGGCGCCGCUGAUCGGGCUCAGCCUGUCGCGGAGACGAAGGGCGGCGAGGAGAAGGAAGAGGAGGCGGCGGAUUACAGCCUGGUCGCAGUCAGCCAGAGGAUGAAGAGCUUCCUCAACGCCGUGUCGUCACACGAGGGCGCAGAGCUGCCGUGGUCCAGUUCGUCCCAGCCAUUCAGAUUUGACCCAGACUCACUGACCAGUGCACUGGACCAACUCUUGGGAAGCAAAGACCAAGAAGAGCUAGAUUCAGAUGACCUUGAUGAUGAGGAUGAUGAUGAUGAUGAGGAGGAUGAGGAGGAUGAUGAAGAGGAGGAGAAAGAAGUGGGGCCCCCAGGUCCCGCAGAGAUGAAUGGGAUGGAAGCUUUGGACACGCUCCGAGACUACAUGGACCAGAUGGACCAGGAACUGAUGAGCACACAUAUAGGACAAAGCUUUAGUCAGACGAAUCUCAACAAGACCACGUCGGACGAAACCUCCGCCCAGGCCCCGCCCAAGAACACGGAGGAGAUCCAGCCUCUGGACGUGGACCUCAACCUGGUCACCAACCUGCUGGAGUCCCUCAGCUGCCAGGCCGGGCUGGCCGGGCCCGCCUCCAACCUGCUGCAGAGUCUGGGACUACACCUGCCUCCUAACUCUGACCACUCGUAAUGGACUCCAGGUAAGAGAAUAAGUGGACUUCCCCAAAUCAAGCAAUACUUCACCUUUGUCGGCCAAGCACUAAUGGUGUUUUAUUGUGAAAGACUCAUGAAGGGAAACAAAGUUGACAAGCACGUGGGUGACUUUCAAAACAAAACUCCUGUAGUAAUUCAUGUACACUCAGUAACUUUUAAUAAUAUGCUGUGUUAGAAAUCAUUUGACAGUAACAAUAAAUAGUUUUGCAAUAAAA